CACAGCGCUCUCUCUCAGUCUCAUUCGCUACACACAUUCACAGUCCAGAGCCCAAUUUUUUGCAGCUGAAAAAUCACAGCUACUUCGUUUUUUGCAUUAUCGGAAUAUUUGAGUUCUUAAUAUUUGUUGAUCAAUAGUUCUUGCGAUAGUUCGAUCUGUACAAAUCAUGGCUGCUCACCGGGAAGAAUUCUUAGAAAAGACCAUACUCAAAAGCCCAGGCCUUCUGAAGUACAUCCUGGAGACAAGCUGUUAUCCAAGAGAAAACGAACUAUUAAAGCAACUCAGGGAAGCCACAGUCGAGAAAUACCCGUUCAGGAGUAUUAUGAAUGUGCCAGUUGAUGAAGGGUUGCUUCUCUCCGUGCUUCUAAAGAUUAUGAAUGCAAAGAAGACAUUGGAGUUGGGAGUAUUCACGGGAUAUUCUCUACUGACCACUGCUCUUGCCCUACCUGCGGAUGGCAAAAUAACUGCAAUCGAUCCAGAUAAAGAAGCCUAUGAAGUUGGAUUGCCGUUCAUUCAAAAGGCCGGAGUGGAGCAUAAGAUUGACUUCUUUCACUCAGAUGCCUUCUCAGUCCUAAACGAUCUCAUCAACAAUCAGGGCAAGGAAGAAGGGAGCUUCGAUUUUGCAUUUGUGGAUGCGGACAAGAAAAACUACAUCAACUAUCACGAGCUGCUAGUGAAGCUGGUUAAAGUUGGUGGGAUAAUAGCUUACGAUAACACACUGUGGUUUGGUUUGGUUGCGGAACCGGAGGAGAUGGUGAAGGAACCUUUAAGGCCAGGAAGAAAUCAUCUGAUUGAGCUCAACAACAUUCUGGCAGGCGAUUCUCGUGUUGAACUAGCUUUCGUUUCUAUUGGGGAUGGCCUUAGCUUAUGCAGGCGCCUCUGCUGAAACUAAUUAUCACGAACAAAUACUACCAGUAUACUCUAGAACAAGAUGUUGCAAGCCUCAACAUUAGAAUAAAUCUAGUAUACUUUAAU
Messenger RNA from Argentina anserina (silverweed cinquefoil), 975 nucleotides. Its product is annotated as flavonoid 3',5'-methyltransferase-like. The record is from RefSeq and is a predicted model, not a curated record. Bases 167 to 886 code for a protein of 239 amino acids. The transcript has 6 exons. Gene Ontology annotation, molecular function: O-methyltransferase activity; S-adenosylmethionine-dependent methyltransferase activity. Lineage: Eukaryota; Viridiplantae; Streptophyta; Magnoliopsida; Rosales; Rosaceae.